Penaeus indicus is the source of this 2629-nucleotide messenger RNA. RefSeq names its product ran-binding protein 9-like. NCBI's taxonomy places the organism in Eukaryota, Metazoa, Arthropoda, Malacostraca, Decapoda, Penaeidae. The record is from RefSeq and is a predicted model, not a curated record. The transcript is spliced from 5 exons. Bases 15 to 959 code for a protein of 314 amino acids.
GGCAAUUUAUCGAGAUGGUGAAUGGCACAGACACUGAAGUUCGUGGAGUGUCACGAUCGCCAUCGCGACCACCUACUCACGAAUCAUCACCCUCACCUUGUUGGUCUAAUGGAAGGACAGCAGACCCAAUGCCUGGCACUUCGUCCACACCGCCCACCUCUUCCACCACAUCCACUCCAGUCCUUCAACACCACACCUCAGUUAUCCAGUCUACCAAAAGUGUCAUUGGUAGCGGGUCAGCCACAUCUGUGACUACUGAGGAGCUCAAUCAGCGUAAUGCUCAGGAUCUCUGUUCCAACAGUCCUUCAAGUGCGACAAAUGGCACCACACCUGUCAUUCACCCUCCCCCUCCUCUACGAUCAUCUUCGUCGUCAUCAUCAUCUAAUUCUUCUUCAAAUAUGCAUGACAGUGAUACAGAGAUGGAGUGCAUGGAAACAAAUAGUCAUCAUCAACAAGAAAAUAGCAAUAGCCAUAGAGACACCAGUCACAGUAAUGGAUUUUCCAAUGGUUUCUCAAAACACAUUGAUAUGCAAGAGGAUAAUGAUGAGGAAAUGGAAUUAGAUGGGAGUAGUGGCAUCAGAAAAAUGUGUGGUGGUAACCCAGCUGCGGUUGAACGUAUGCUAGCCUUCGGAAGAGAAGUUCAACACAUGAGUCAAGUCUUACGAAGAGAAUUGGGUAAAAAUGACCAUAACAAAAAAAUGCUGCAAGAUGCCUUCAGUCUGUUAGCCUAUAAUGACCCUUGGAACAGUCCUGUUGGAUGGCAGUUAGAUCCGCUUCAGCGGGAACCUGUUUGCCAGUCAUUAAAUUCAGCUAUAUUAGAGUCUCAUCAGUUACCUCGACGACCUCCUUUAGAGAUCUGUGUGGCACACACUAAGCAGCUGAUUAAUCUCAUGUCUCGUUCAGGACUUGGGUCGUGUGCCUUUGCCAGCGUAGAAUCUAUUCUUGGCAGCCAACAGUGACACUCCCUCUAUGGGCCCUCCACUUCCUUCUCAGGGGCCUCCAAUCCACUUUGGACCGCAUUCUUAAAAUUUGUUUAAAAUCUGCUUGACUGACUAGAAGUCUCAAGCAGUCAGUGAUGUUUUUGAGGGGUAAUCCCUAUUAAGUUAUUAAGAAAUAUAGCUCAAGUGGAUUUUUCCUGAUGAUGAGCUCGUGAUACCUUGGAAUUUGGGACAAUGUAUAUUGCGCUGGUGUCAGGGAAAUGGUUCACUUACAAAUGACUGAAAGUAAUAAAGGUUCAUUAUUAUUGUACAUAAUUUGAGUUGUUCAGUUUGACAAUAGUCUAUCAUGAAGCUCUCUCAGUGUGAUGAGAUAUACCUGUAUGAACAAAGAUAUUUAAAGUGGUUUAUCAUUUCUCAUUACUAGGUGUGAUAAUUUAUGUUGGAAUAUAGAAGGUGAGCUACUGUUGAUCAUUGACCUAGAAACUGUUGGAUUUGAUGAACAAGGCAAUAGCUAAAGAUCUCUUUAUUGAAAAGUGGAAAUUUAUUUUUACUUUUGUGAACAUACCUAUAUUCCACACAGAUGUUAUGCCAUUGUGUGACAUAGUAUUGGAUAUUGUAUGGGUAUCUCGAUGAGUAUAUGGAUGAAAGAAGUGCAGCCUUCCUGGUUCUCUUUGUGAAGUUCUCAUAUUUAUUACAUUUCCUUUUUCACUGAAUUUACAUUUUAUCAGAAAGGCAACUAUGGAUAUUUAUGAGCUGUAUUAAGUUCAGAUAUGUUAUGCACCAAAUGGUAUUGUAUGAACUAGUGGUAAGAAAGGCAAGCUGAGGUCACUUUCACAUUAUUAAACACAGAUAGUCUGUGGAAUGCUUGUAGAGAAGUAACAUACACAUGUUUAUAGUAUGUGUCAUCUCUUGGAAAGUUGUCCAGAUAAAGUUUGGAAGAAAGUGUUGAAAUUAGCAUUUAGUAUAAAGUUGAUUUUUUUCUACAUAUACAUUUUUUAAGUAAAUUUCAUUAAAUUAGCAUACAUAAAGAAAUUAUUUUGCCUGCUGUGCAAUAUUUGAAAUGCAAGUUUGGCUUUUAACAUUUACUGUCAGUCGUCAGUUGCAUGCAUAUUCAUAUACAUACAUUCUGUUUCAGUGGAACAUACUUGAUUUAACUAAAAGGCUGUAUUUGGAGGGCAGAUUUAACUUGAAUCGAUGUUGUUAUAUUCUUAUGCUUUGCUAGGUAAAGCUAAGAAUGUAAAGCAUUAAGCUGGAGUUUUGGGUCCAUUUUCAGUUUGGUUGCCCAACUUGAGGUAAUGGAUGUAAUAGAUUAGUUAUUGAGUGAACUGGGAAAUGACAUUUGGUGCACUCAGUCCCUCAAUUCUGUAAGUAUGGUCACACUGCUGGUCAAUAUCAUUUAUGAAAUUGCUGUGUAAGAAUUGCUAUCACACAUGAAAGAACAACUAGGGAUGAGUAGGAAGUGAGGGACUGGAAUAACUGUAAUGCUCCUUAAAUCAAAAUAGCUUCUUGAAGUCAAAACCCCAAACCAUGACUGAUUCAAAAACGAGCACAAGGAUGCAUGAUUGCUUGCUUACAGGUGCGUGCGUGCGCGCAAAUACAUACACACACACACACACACACACACACACACACACACACACACACACACACACACACUCACUCACUCACUCACUCACUCACUCACUCACUCA